UUGUACGCGACUACGAUUCGCAGUAUUCUGUGCCGCUCUCAUCAAAGGUGAUAGACCGAAUUCGAGCGGAAUCAGCUUUGCGUCGCUUCUCUUGCGCAGAAACACGCGGCUUCUAGCAACCUUACCGUGCUGGUAUCUCGAUAUCAUCAUAGAACACCACCCCAAAAACGGCACCGAAAACCCACAGUCGGAAGCACGAUGGCGAACUCAACGCCCGAUAUCAACUCUAUUCUCAAGAUGCUUGGCGAUGCGACACAGCGACCGGCAACCUCGACGCCUACCCAGAACCACCCUGGCGUUCCAGCUCCUGCGCCGCCGAUGCCUUCGGGGUACGCACCGCCCGGGCAGAACCCAUACCAGCCGCAACCCACUUCGUACCAACCGGCCCCCGCUUAUCCCUACCCACAGCCGGCGUCGAGUGGCAGCAUCGAUCUGAGCGCGAUCCGGCCUGUCAACUCGGGCACGGUGCAGCUCGCCGACGCAAUCGCAAAGGCAAAGGCGUACGCAACCGAGAAGGGCGUCACUCCAUAUGACCGUCAGAACGCACCAUACCCAGACCCUCGCCAGGCGGACCAGAGGCACUACCAGCGCCCGAGAUCCAAGAGCCCUCGUGGGCGGGACGCUUUCCGUGACAACCUCAACCCUUACCGCGACGAGAGGCGCGCUGAACACGGCGGCCAAGAUCGUGCCUACGCACGCGACCGCUCUUACUCCCCUGGUCGCGGUCGCCAAGGGUUCUCUCCCCGCGGUGGCCACAGCGGCGGUCGGGACCGGUCACCGUUGCGCGGCAAGGAAGACAACGUCGAGACGAUCGAGAUCGAGGCGAGUUUGGUUGGAUUGAUCAUUGGCCGCCAGGGCGAGAACCUGCGCCGUGUCGAAAGCGAGAGCCGCUGCCGGGUCCAGUUCAUCCCGCCUACUGGCCAGAACGACCAAUUCCGACUCUGCAGAAUCACCGGCCCUCGUCCGCAGCGCGAGGAGGCGAAGGAGAUGAUCAACCACAUCAUCCAGGACAGCGGCAUGCGCGGCGGCAACCCCCAGGCUGGUGGCGAUCGUGGCGGUCGUGAAGGUGGCGGCCGUGGUCCCGCCCCUCCGCCGGUUCCCAAGGAGGGCGAGGACAGCCUGCAAAUCAUGGUUCCCGAUAGGACCGUGGGCCUGAUCAUCGGGCGUGGCGGGGAGACAAUCCGCGAUCUCCAAGAGCGCAGCGGCUGCCACAUUAACAUUGUUAGCGAGAACAAGAGCGUCAACGGCCUCCGCCCGGUCAACCUCAUUGGCUCUCCGGCUGCUGCCCGACAUGCCAAGGAGCUGAUUCUUGAAAUUGUGGAUAGCGACAGCAGGAACGGAAACAACGCGGGAGCUGCACGCGGCGGCCGGCCCGACAGCUAUGGCGGCGGUGGUGGCGGCGGCGGCGGCGGUGCGCCCGACAAGGUCAACGACUCCAUCUACGUUCCCUCCGAUGCGGUCGGUAUGAUCAUCGGCAAAGGUGGUGAGACGAUUCGGGAGAUGCAAAAUAUGACUGGGUGCAAGAUCAAUGUUUCGCAGUCGUCGGGACCCGGCGAGGUGGAGCGGGAGAUCGGUCUUGUCGGCAGCCGAGACGCCAUCGCCCAGGCGAAGCGUGCUAUCGAGGACAAAGUUGAUGCAGCGAGGCAGAAGUCUGCCGGCGGCGGCGGCGGACGUGGUCGUGGCCCGCCCCGUGAUUAUGAUAGCCCCAACUAUGGCCAGCCCUCUAACACCAGCAGCGCCCCUAUGAACGCGGCCCCCGGCGGCGCGGUUCCUGCCGCUGCGGCCGGGAGCGGCGGCCAGGCUGACCCGUACGCCAUGUAUGGUGGUUACGAAAACUACAUUGCCCUGUGGUGGCAAUCCCAGCUUGCUGCCCAGCAGGGCCAGGGCCAGGGAGGUCCGCCCCAGGCCCCUGGGACCUCGUAAAGCCGCCAUGACCCCGACUCGCUGAUGCGCUUGUUGUUGACCCGCCCACUCAACUCGUUGAUGCGUCUGAUGCGUCUGAUGCGUCUUGAACUCUGCCGUCAUCACUCUGGAUGCU
Molecule: messenger RNA, 2038 nt
Organism: Chaetomium fimeti
Lineage: Eukaryota; Fungi; Ascomycota; Sordariomycetes; Sordariales; Chaetomiaceae
Exons: 5
Coding region: 199-1923 (574 amino acids)
Biological process (GO): regulation of gene expression
Cellular component (GO): cytoplasm; nucleus
Molecular function (GO): mRNA binding
Source: RefSeq, a predicted model, not a curated record